GUGGCGGCUGAUCUGGGUCCGCACCUUUUCCGGUAACACAGCAGCACCCGCCACCGCUGUGACUGAACGGCUGGAGAGAGAGAGAGGGAGGAAGAGAGACAGAGAGCGGCAAGAGAGGGGAGAAACGGCCGGGGGAACCGGGGGAUGAUUGCCGCAGACGGGGAACGAGAAGAGAAGAAAGUCGGAUGAAUCAAUGACCUUUUUGAGACGCUCUUCCUCUGGAUGUCCCGGUGCAAGAAACGGACCCGGAGAGCUCCUGUCUGUGAGGGUGUGUUUGUUUUUUGAUGAGAAAACCACUGUGCUUUGAAAUCCAUCGACUGGAAUUGGUGUAAGGGCAAGUGUUGAACAGCCGGCAGACAAGGAGGAAGUGGGAACCCCGGGCUUUGGACAGGGCCUGGUCUAUAUAGGAGGCUUUUUUGUAACAAAAAAAUAAAAAAACUCUCAAGUCAACUGAGAGUGAGGGGAUUUUUAACAGAGAAGAAGGACAAUGCAAUGUGGAUUUUGAAGGAAGUCUGUGUUUGAAACAAGGGGAUGUAAUUUUUUCUUCCUACAUUGGAGGGCAGUGGAUCAUGAAAAUAUAUCCCCACCCAAUCCUGCGAGGGCUACACACAUACUGCUCCUAUUGAAAGUCACCUCUCAGGUUAGACCAUCAUAGUCCAGCUAAUUGUACUGGUCCAACUUGAAAGUCACCGCCUUUUGACUAUUGACGCUCGUGUCAGUCCAUCAUCACGUGGAGGGGCUCCUCAGCACACACUGAUAACUUUGUAUUGAAAACACAACUUUUCUCCCCAUAAGAGAAGUCUUUUUAUUCUAACAAAGUAUUUAUGCACAUCAAACAAGAUGGGGAAUGUGAUCUCAAAGAUCUUUGGCAGCAAGGAGAUGAGAAUAUUGAUGCUUGGACUUGACGCUGCCGGUAAAACCACCAUCCUGUACAAGCUGAAGCUGGGACAGUCGGUCACCACCAUCCCCACCGUCGGCUUCAACGUGGAGACCGUCACCUAUAAGAAUGUGAAGUUCAACGUGUGGGAUGUUGGAGGGCAGGACAAGAUCCGGCCGCUCUGGAGACAUUACUACACGGGCACCCAGGGCCUCAUUUUCGUGGUGGACUGCGCCGACAGGGACAGGAUCGACGAGGCCAAGCAGGAGCUCCACCGGAUCAUCAACGACCGGGAGAUGAGGGACGCCAUCAUCCUGAUCUUCGCCAACAAACAGGACCUCCCGGACGCCAUGAAGCCCCACGAGAUCCAGGAGAAGCUGGGCCUGACCCGGAUCAGGGAUAGGAAUUGGUACGUUCAGCCCUCGUGUGCGACAACAGGGGAUGGACUAUACGAGGGCCUGACCUGGCUUACCUCAAAUUACAAAUCUUAAUGUUCACCAGCCUGGACACUUGGGAGGCGACAAAAGUAGCUGAGAAUGAUGAGUUUGAAAAAACAUGCAAUCUGAAGCAAUUAAUACAUGACCUCUCUGCUGAGUGUAUAUCAAAGAGAGUAGCAAUUAUAUUUUGUUUCAUUUUUUUUGAUAAUUACUUCAAUAUAACCCCAGAUUUCAUUAAAACAAAUUUAUUUUUUGUUUUCUAGUUUGCUUUGGUUCACAUUCUGUAUAAUCAGUACUGUUUUAAAUAUACAAUACGCUUACUUUUAAGCUUUUAUUUUCCUCCUUUUUUUGUAUAAUUUCUUUUAAGGGGACUUUGGGUAUAUACUUUUUCGCCCCUGCUUAGCUCUCAUUCAGUAUUCUCAUGACCCAGCUACAUAUCCAAAGGAUGGGAAAGUUCCAGAAAAACCAUCGCCUACAUCAGCAUAUCACUUUCAUGGCGAUAAAACUUCCUAAUGUAAUUUGUAAGAAUGUGUAUUAUGGAUGUGUUAGGACCUCAAAAAAUAGCUGUUUUCAUAUUUUGAUUGUACUGGGGAUGAGGAAAUGUGUUCGUACUGAUUUCAUGUGCCGUGAUCGCGUCCAUCAUGUCUACUGUGGCGGUUUUUGUUUCAAAGACACUAUGUGGACGCUAGAUAUUCACACACACACACACACACUGUGAUUAUGGAUAUAUAUUUUUGUUGUUUCAAGGUCUGAAUCUGUUACCACCAGUCUUAUUACCGCCUCUUUUGUUUCUCCCAGAGCUUCCAUUACUGUGGAGUAUUUGUAGUUUCAGCUGCCUUAGGAAGGGACACGGGUUACAGGUGUCCCAAAAUCACGACAGAAGGUGUUCUCAAAUGCUGAGUUUGCACUUUGGGACAGGGGGUGGUUACCAACGAGCUGGCUGUGCACAUUUAGAUUGUCUGUGACUGACUUUUGGACCCCAGCAAGUGUUUUUACGAAAUCCCCAACCCCCCAAUGUAGGUGCUUCAGUGACUGCAACUCUCCUCUUCUUCAUCAUCAUUUGCCUGAAAUACACUCAAGGUCCUGCAGACACACACUCUUGUUAAUACUUCAUAGCUCUGUUUUAUUUUUGUUCCCUUUGCUAUGCUGAUGAAAUAAUAAAAAAAAUAUAUCCAGAUCA
This is a messenger RNA of Sebastes umbrosus (honeycomb rockfish), 2494 nucleotides long. RefSeq names its product ADP-ribosylation factor 6a (gene arf6a). The transcript is spliced from 2 exons. Gene Ontology annotation, cellular component: cytoplasm. The record is from RefSeq and is a predicted model, not a curated record. NCBI's taxonomy places the organism in Eukaryota, Metazoa, Chordata, Actinopteri, Perciformes, Sebastidae. The coding region runs from base 841 to 1368 and encodes 175 amino acids. Gene Ontology annotation, molecular function: GTPase activity; GTP binding. Gene Ontology annotation, biological process: vesicle-mediated transport; intracellular protein transport.